GGCUUGCCAUCUUUGACUGGCUAACACAUGGCAGUGGAUUCAUUCACGCCACCUCUGAGUGCGCACAAUGCUCAGGGCGGCACGGCAGACCAGGAUGAUCCCUUCCUGUGGGACACAGAGACCCUCUCAAGGGAGCUUUGCUCCAAAGGCCGCCCUUGGCUCAAGCAUCCGGAUGCCUUAGCCGCGAAGCUGGCGGAAGAAGAAGUUGACGGUUCCACGCUGCUUACUUACGAGUUUCUGUUAUCAAGAAAAGAGCUGCAGGAAUGCCUCGGCAUAACCACUGCCCGUGCCAAGGCAGGUCUGGCAGAGGCCGUUCUCAACUUCCAGGCCAAAAGCAAAGCCUUUCGCUCCUGGAAGAGGAAUUGGCUCAGAAACCAAUCCCAGCUCGCAUCCGAUGAUGACGAGAAGGAUAAAGAUAUCAAGAAUGAGCCACCCCCUGCCUCUGUUGCGCCCCGGUAUCCGGGCUCAGCGCCAAAGGAAAGCGUUUCUCGCAGUCCGGAUCGGCGUGAAACCAAUAAAUCUGAUGAAGCACACCCGGAACUUCAUCAGGCCGCUGCGUCUGUUACAUCUAUCAACGGCACUUUAUCGCCUCGACGCGGACCUAGCAAUGACCAACCGCCUGCUCUGAGAGACGAAGAACGGACUCCUAAGCGCAGGCGUCUAGCACCAACGAAUCUCAGCACGAAACCUCUCUCUGGCUUGAAUAUCCUUUCUCUCAGGAGAACCGGUUCCCUGAACCUGGUAGAUACAGCCCGAAAUCGGAGCAACGACGAUGGAACCUCUCACGCAGGCGCCCCUCCAGAAUAUGCCUAUCCAGGCAGUAAAGGUCGCCAUAGGAGAACCGUGCUGUCUCAUUUUGCCACCCCAGAUAGCCCUUGGUCAGACCUAAAUGGGGUUAAUUUUACGGUUUUGCCUGGGGAGUAUAUCGUGCCACCCGGACAGAGCAUUAUCACCAAUAGCUUGAUGAAACAGCAUCUGCUUCCAAGUAUUCAGAAGAAAGCGGCCCUCAGGCGGGCCACUUUCCUUGAUGGAACAUCAGUCUAUUCUGACGGAAGUGAAGAGGUCCUCGAUCUUGAUGACCUGCCGGAUUCUUGGGACGAAGAGACGCAGCGAGAGAUUGAUGAGGAAAAGGCGGAGAAAGCUGCAAUGGAGCUUGAACUUGCCCGCAACAUCCCCAUCGAGCGCGUGGAGUCUAUUCUGAAAGAUGAAAUGGCCCUCAUGAAAACCAAGUGGAUCGAAAACAAACUGCCCAAGUACCAACGCAAAGCCUACCGGCUCUGGAUGGCGGCCAAGCGGAAUCAGAGGACGAAGAAAGAGCAGAUAUUCAGAGAGCAGAGAGACGCCGAGCAUUACGACCGACAAAUCAAAAAGCUCUAUGCCGAGAUCAUCGCAAAUACUUGGCAAACGGAACGCGAACUUCGAACGCAAGCCUGCGUCAUGGAACAGAGUUUGAGUAACAAACUCUACAGCACAUGGCUCAUUGAGCUUCUCGAAAAGCGUGAAGCCCCUCCAAAGCCGUUGGACGUGCCCAAGCCGAAAGCCAAGCGACCGGCACCAAAGAUGCCCCGGCAUCCUUUCGAUGACGAAGUGUUGACUAGCUCCGACGAAGAAGAUUUCAUCGUGCCUGAUGAAGAUGGCGACAGCGACGACGUGAUCAUGAUUGAUGAGGGAGAGUUCUUUCGAGGCGCUCUUGGCUCACCAGUGCUACAGCCUACUAGUGACCUGAGCCAUGCACUGUCUGACGCUGAAUCUUGCAUGAAGCUCGACCUCUCGGGCCUUGAGUCUCCAGAACAGCUCCGGGAUAGUAAGGCGACAGCAGAAUAUAUUGAUCUGAUCUCUCCUACGAAAUCCGCAGAUGGCAGGGCUUCUGACCUCAAGGCAGGUCAACCGGCGUCAUCAUCCGAUAUGCUUGGAGAGGUGCCACUUAUGGAUCAGCUGGGGAGCCUGGAGAUGAUAGCCCAGCAUCCUCCACAGCAUUGGGCAAGGCAAAAGGAUCGUUGGAGACUGCUCCUGUGUCUGCUAUGGAAACUUCCACAGACUCGUCGCGAAUGGAUCUUUCGAUUUAUGGAAGACAAGACGUCGGCCGAUGCCUGGCAGGAUUCAGUGCGGCUGUACCAGAGGAUUCCCUUUGCCCAAGAAUCGGACAUCGGAAGAGAAGAAAGAGAGACUGUUGCAUUUGACAUCACAAAGCUCUUCCUGAGCUGCACACAAUGCCGCCACUACACAGAUGUCCGGGUCAUGGUUCUGGACAGAAAGGAUAACAACAGGAUCAAACGUGCAGAGCACUGGGCGCCUCGAUUCCCUCAGAGCAGCCAAAUCUUCAGAACCGACGCCUUCGACGACGAACUCGGACUGGAUGAGUCCGAAGACAGUCAGCUUAGCUCGACCGAAUCACCCUCAAAGAUGCGCAAACACACCGCUCGAGAGAUUGUACAGAACAAGGAGGGCGUUGACCUCCGAGAACGCGAGAAGAGGCGAGCGGAGGAGCUGGAGGCUCGCCGGGUCAAAUUGCGGGCUGCGCUGGCGACUUCCAACGCCAUCUCGUCGGAUAAGUCUCGACUCAUCAUCAACGAAAGCAAGCAGGAUGGCCAGUCAUUCAUCUAUGUGAAUGAAGAGAUUGGGAGACGCAUAAAAGACCAUCAGAUCAACGGAGUCCGGUUCCUAUGGAAUCAAAUCAUCGUUGACGCAGAGACGCGCCAGGGCUGUCUUCUUGCUCACACGAUGGGCUUAGGGAAGACAAUGCAGGUCAUCACCUUUCUCGUGGCGGUGCUUGAGGCUGCAAACUCCCCCGACGAGUCCAUACGAGCCCAGAUACCAAUGGACCUGAGGAGAUCCCAGGCAGUCAUCCUCUGCCCAGCUGGAUUGGUCGACAACUGGCUUGACGAGAUAUUGAUGUGGUCGCCCAGAGGCCUGCUCGGCAAUGUGCUCAAAUACGAGUCAGCCCUGAAAGGGGACGAUGUACGCCUGUCCGUCAUCAAGGACUGGGAGCGAGACGGCGGCGUCAUAGUCAUGGGCCAUACAAUGUUCUGGAAGUUGGCUGCCAGCGUACGGGAGAUACUGACACGAGCGGCCAACCUUGUCAUCUGCGACGAGGCCCAUGCAAUGAAGAGCGCCGGAUCGCAGCUUCAUUUAACAUGCCAAGAGUUUCGCACUAGAAGUCGAAUCGCCUUGACUGGCUCCCCACUGUCGAACAAUGUCCAAGAGUACUACUCGAUGAUCAACUGGGUGGCGCCCAAUUUCCUCGGCCCUCUCCAGGAAUUUCGUGAAAUCUACGCGAACCCGAUCGAGCAUGGCCUGUGGAAGGACAGCGCUGGGUAUGAGAAACGAAGGGCUUUGAAACUGCUGGAGGUGCUCAAGAUGAACGUCGCACCGAAAGUGCAGCGAGCCACCACCCAGGUUGUCAGACACGAGCUGCCCGCCAAAUAUGAAUUCGUCAUCUUUGUUGAGGCAACGCCCCUCCAGAAGCGGCUCUACGACAUUUACCUAACCGGAAUGGCAUCAACUCUGGAGAAUACAAAGUCAAUGAGGAUAAUUGGCGCUUCCCAACACCUCGCGCUUAUUUGCAACCACCCCCAAUGCUUCAGGCAGAAGGCGGUGGAGGUGUUAAGAGCUCCAGCAGCGCCGCAGCCGCGAAAGCGCGGUAGGAGGGACGACGACGGAGAUGGAGGGACGGUCACCGCGGCAAUUUUCCCCCGGAGCAUGAUCUCGACUGUUCUUAAGGAGACGAUAGGGGACAUUGCCAACCCUACUCUGUCGCGAAAGGUUGAGCUUCUCCUCAUGAUUCUGGAUGAGGCACGUGCCAUAAAAGACAAGGUCCUUGUAUUCAGCCACUCGAUCCUUACCUUGGAUUAUCUGGAGGAGCUGUUUAAACAGCAGAGGCGUGCCGUGUGCCGCCUGGACGGUUCAACGGCCGUUGGCAAACGUCAAGAGCAGAUCAAAGCCUUCAAUACAGGAGAUUCAGAGAUCUAUCUCAUCUCGACAAAGGCCGGCGGCGUGGGCCUCAACAUCUACGGGGCUAAUCGCGUCAUCAUCUUCGAUUUCAGGUGGAAUCCGGUGUUUGAGCAGCAAGCGGUAGGACGAGCGUACCGGUUUGGGCAGGAAAAGACGGUAUAUGUCUAUCAAUUCGUGACCUCAGGUGCCUUUGAAGAGCAAUUGCAAAACAAGAACGUCUUCAAGAUGCAGCUGGCGUCGCGCGUCGUGGACAAGAAGAAUCCCGCCAUCUUCGCCAGCAGAAUCAACGGGCUACUUCGCCCCAUAAACACGAAGCCGGCAAAAGACCUAAGCCCCUUUGUAGGCCGUGAUAGGAUACUAGACAAGCUCAUUGAGUACGCGCAGCCUCACGGGAUCAUCAGGGAAAUCAUUUCGACAGAUACCUUUGAAGAGGAAGAUCCGACCAACGAACUGACAGUCGAGGAACGAAAAGAUGCCCAGGAACUCCACGACAUGGAGCGGCUGAAAAAUACCGAUCCGGUGAGGUACAGGCAGAUGCGGGAUCAAAGGCAUCGGAAUGAACAAAUUCGAGCCAUGGCCGAGGCCAGCAGAGCUACUACGACCCCUUCGUAUACUCCAAGGCCGAUGCAGCAUCCGUACAUACCGUCGUCGAGUGCGCCAGCUACUGUCAUUCCAAGCAACGGGCCCUUCACUAAAAUACCCGUAAUUAAGGCGCAGAGCACUCCCAAUUUCCCAUCUUCGGCUCCGAUGCCCAUAGCCGGGGCAAACACCUACAUCCUGAAGUCUAAUGAUUAUGUCUUCCAGCCGCCGGCAACACCUGCAAAUAUGCAAGCAAGGGACGCAGUACCGAGAUGGAAUUCUGGGCCACCAGCCCCUGGGCAGCCAAUCUCCGGGCAGCCGAAUCAUGGACAGCCAACUCCCGCACAGUCAACUACCGGACAAGCAACUCCUAGACAGCAAACCCCAAGAGCUGAGACGGAAUCGACGCUGACGGGCGCGAGCCUUGUUACGUCGCCAAGCGGGAGACCGUCUAUAUUCAGUCAACCUCGGAGUCAAGCUAAGGACGAGUUCCAGAUUGAACUGGCCAGAUUGAUCGCAGACCAACCGGUCUUUGCGUCAGACAGUUCGGGAUUGGCAGAAAGGGUUACAGCGGCAAUUGCUGAAGCCCAGAGGAAACAAGCCAUGGGCUUUCUCCCUGACAAUGCCCGAUGGCGCUUGCUGCUCAGCCAUAUACAAAAGCAUCCGCGGUUUGUGCUUGCGAUACUAAUGGGCAACUGUACGCCCGACUACCUAGUCUCAGCGCCAGACGAUGAGAUUGAAACGAGAAUCUCCGUCAUGAACGAUGAAUCCGAGGUCAGUUUCUCGUGCCGGCUAAAGCGCAGUACUGCGCCCCCUGACCCAAGUAACUUGAACAACAUCAAUAGGCCGCUGUCACAGUCGUCACCUCGAGCUAGCGAAGACGUCCAAGUGAUGCGGCGGGCAGCGGAGAAGAGAUCGGAUCGCCGGUUUCGGCUACCAGCUUGGGGAUACGAUGCUCUUUCCAAGCUCAACGGCCCCAAUGCGAAUCCUACAAAUCCGUGA
This is a messenger RNA of Trichoderma citrinoviride, 5532 nucleotides long. RefSeq lists its product as hypothetical. Gene Ontology annotation, molecular function: ATP-dependent chromatin remodeler activity; ATP hydrolysis activity; ATP binding. NCBI's taxonomy places the organism in Eukaryota, Fungi, Ascomycota, Sordariomycetes, Hypocreales, Hypocreaceae. The coding region runs from base 28 to 5532 and encodes 1834 amino acids. Gene Ontology annotation, cellular component: nucleus. The transcript has 5 exons. The record is from RefSeq and is a predicted model, not a curated record.